This is a messenger RNA of Leptopilina boulardi, 1546 nucleotides long. Its product is annotated as progestin and adipoQ receptor family member 3. NCBI's taxonomy places the organism in Eukaryota, Metazoa, Arthropoda, Insecta, Hymenoptera, Figitidae. The transcript has 8 exons. The record is from RefSeq and is a predicted model, not a curated record. Bases 284 to 1339 code for a protein of 351 amino acids. Gene Ontology annotation, cellular component: membrane. Gene Ontology annotation, molecular function: signaling receptor activity.
CCAAUCCACAGUCUGUCUAAAGACAUCCACCGGUCUAUUUGUAAUAUAAUUACAUUGGAUUGGCUCAUUUCAAUAUCAAAACAAAUUUUUUGAAAAAGAAAAAAAUUAUUGAACUUCAUUUUCAAGUUUGUUUUCGUGAGUUUUUCUUCACUUAUAGUGAUAUGGUCAGGUGGUAGUUAACAAUAAUUUAAAGUCUCACAAGAGACAUCGUUUUUCUUAUUGGAAUCUUUCAUAUUAUUUUCUGGUGUGAACUCAGACUGGAAAUAAAUAUUUGGUCACUUCGAUGAUGAAAAUAUUGGCAGGCGUGGAGGAGGUGACGAGUGAAGAAAAAAAAGAUCUUCUCAAUGAUCAUGUAUGCAACAAUCAUCAUGAACAAAAAUCAAAGCCCCCUGCACCAGAUGAAUCGACAAAAUCUGUUGCCUAUCAAAGGCGAAUUGAACGUCCUAAAGAACCUGCAAAGUCACAAAUUAAGGGUCAGGUGACUGUUGAAGAUGAAGAAAGGAUGAGAAAGUUACUUCCUUUUCACUUAGCACCUGAAUAUCUUCAAUUUAAUCCUUUUAUUCUUCACGGCUACCGAGGCUACCUCACCACUAAAUUAUGUUUAGAAAGUGUAUUUUGGUGGACUAAUGAAACAAUCAAUAUUUGGAGUCAUGUUUUUGGAUGGAUGUUGUUUUUCGGAUUGACAUUUUACGAUCUUUGCCUAUUAAACAUUCAUGCACCAUUUGGUGAUAAAAUUAUUGUUGCCUUGCUACUCAUUUGUUUCCAGGCGUGCAUGAUCCUUUCGUCAAUUUAUCAUACAUUCUCCUGUCGAAGUGAAGAUGAUUAUUGGUGUUUCCUGUCGUUUGAUCUCUUUGGUAUUGCUCUUAGUUUACUAGCAAUUUACAUGUCAGGGGUUUAUUAUGCCUUCUGGUGUCAUAAGGGUUUACAACAAUUUUAUUUAAUAACCGUUCUAUUAAUAUUUAUAUUUGCAAUGAUCCUACAAGUGCCAAAGUUUGAUAUUAAUGGCAAUGUAAAAUUGAUAGUAUUCGUUGCAUGGGCAGCUUAUGGUGUAUUGCCAACAUUACAUUGGAGCGUUGCCAUGGGUGGAAUGGAAAAUCCCAUGGUACGAAUGCUACUUCCUCGUGUUCUAGGGAUGUAUGUCAUUAGUGGAUUAGCAUUUCUUAUUUAUCUUAGCAGAAUUCCUGAACGCUUUUGUCCAGGUAGUGUAGACUUUAUUGGAUCGUCUCAUCAAUGGUGGCAUGCAUUAGUUGUUUUGGCACUUUAUUAUUGGCACAAUACAGGAAUGCUUUAUGUGGAGUACAGAAUGAAUCACGGCUGUCCUAGUAAUAUGAAAUUAUGACACUCAAAUACUGAAAACUAUUAAGAUUUUUUUCAAACGUGAUUCAAAUGCUUGUGUCGUUAUAACUUAUUAUUACAUAUACAUAUUGUAUAUAUUAUAUAAAUAAAAUUUUUUUUUACUUCUAAUAUAUACAAAUACAAUCUAUAUAUAUAUAUAUAUAUAUAUAUAUAUAUAUAUACUUAUAUUUAAAAUCAUUUUAGAAAAUAU